Molecule: messenger RNA, 1217 nt
Organism: Mauremys reevesii (Reeves's turtle)
Lineage: Eukaryota; Metazoa; Chordata; Testudines; Geoemydidae
Gene: MAJIN
Product: membrane anchored junction protein
Exons: 12
Coding region: 242-1048 (268 amino acids)
Biological process (GO): homologous chromosome pairing at meiosis; meiotic attachment of telomere to nuclear envelope
Cellular component (GO): nuclear inner membrane
Molecular function (GO): DNA binding
Source: RefSeq, a predicted model, not a curated record
CCGGGUAGGGCUGCGCUACCGGCUCCCGCCUGAGGGGUCGGGGGUGGCCGCGGCGCGAACAAGCUGAGGAGCGGCCCGUCCUCUGCAGCCGAGGAAGGGUCGCGCUACCAGUUCCCGCCUUUCCGCGGGAGCCAAAACCGGAACCAGGGAAACACACAGGAACACACAAGACCAGUGAAACAGGAACCACAGUGAGGACCACCGUGAAGACGACAGGGACAAAGUUGGUAUUCUGAAAAAGAUGUUUUUAAAACCUUUUACAUAUCCACUACCCGAAACAAGGUUUCUUCAUGCAGGCAGAAGUGUAUAUAAACUUAAAAUCAGAUAUGGCAACUUCCUCAGCAGUGAUGAUAUAGACAACAAUGAAAAUACUGCCAAGGAACUAGAGGAAGCCAUUCGAGUAAUCAUUGGAAAUCUUGAUAAUUUACAUCCAUUUGCUACAGAACGCUUGACUAUAUUUCCGUAUUUAAGUAAAUGGGAGAGAGUAUCAAAACUGAGAUUCAAACAUGGGGAUAUAUUUCUUGCUCCAUAUCCUCAUGUUUGCACUAUGUAUGUUGAACUCAAUUCAUUUCAGCAAAGUAUAUUUGUUGGAAAAGAAGUAAAUAUGGAUGCUUGUAACUUUGUCAAGGAUAGAAUUGAAAUGAUAGAAAAUAUUGAAACGGAAGCAACAGUGAAGUGGAGAAGAGUGGAAGAUCCAGCAAAAAUUUCACAUGCAAAGCCAUGUAUGGAUAGAACUGAAACUGAAAAUAUUCACACUGGAAGCAAGUCAAAAGGUGACUUCAGAAUGUCAGAAGAUAUUCAGCAGAAAUAUCAGGAUCCUGCAGCCCUUAAGAAGGACUAUGGCCAUAUGAGUGCAUGGGAACCUGUGGAUUAUAACAUUGAACAAAGCACAGAAACCACCCAGAAAGAAGGUAAAAUGCAACUGCAACAGCAAAUCAGCCCCAUUAGAAAUGAAGGAAAUGUGGAGUCAAAAGGAAGAGGUUUUCUGGAGUUAGUGAAAAGCACACUCUUUCCUCCACUACAGCGUAUUUUUGGUGGAAGCAGCUGACUUCUUGAGCUUGUGGAAAGGUGGACUUGUAGCUUAAACUUCAGAAGGUUUCACUACUCCCACUGAAUUCAGCUUUUAAAAUUGUUUGUGUCCAAAUUAGUAAAUGGAAUUACUUAAGCUGUUUAUGACUUUUAAAAAUAUGCUAUAUGUACAAUGUUAGUUAUUUUUU